Molecule: messenger RNA, 522 nt
Organism: Vicia faba (fava bean)
Lineage: Eukaryota; Viridiplantae; Streptophyta; Magnoliopsida; Fabales; Fabaceae
Source: the annotation of a GenBank genome assembly
AUGAAAAGAGAAUCACACAAGCAAAGCAAGUUUAAGCAUUACAUUUCAACUCCUGUAGGAAUUCUAAAGAAGGCAAAGGAUUUAUACGUCAAUGGGUUAUUGGCUUGUUCCGGAAGAAUUGCUGCCUCUGCACCCGCUCAUAUUUCAGUUUCACACCUCCCUGCAGACACUGCUAAAGAAAAUAGUGGUGAAAGACAGUCACUGAGAGAGAUUUUCAGAACCGCGCCGAUCAAUGAAACGAGAUUCGUGAUAAAUGGGGAAAGAGUAGUGCCGAUAAGAAAUACUAUAGGGAGUGAAAUGGUCAUGCAAAGAAGGCAAAGGCAAGGGAUCGCGGGGUAUAAGUAUAAUAGAAAUAAAAUGAGUUAUCAGACUGAGGUGAGAAAAAUGGGAAGAAUCGAUGAAGAUAAACCUUGUUGUUUUGAGGAAGAUGAAAGUGAUCAUUCUAUUUCCAAGGGAAAUUUAGUGUAUCUGUAUCCAAGAAGUAGAAGGAUCAAUAGUGUUGUCAAACUGCCACCACUCUAA